UCAAAUUCCAAAAAAGGAAAAAAAGGGAAAAGGAAAGAGGGCUCUAGACAAUGGAUGGCAAUAAGAGAGAGCUACAUUUUGUGUUCAUGAAUUAUGAUCCGGAAUAUGAGCGCCUUCGAUCCAACAGAACAAAAAAAGGAGAAAAUGAACUUGAUUUGUACUUGAGUAGGAAACACGAUGAGCUAUUGGCAAAGAAUCUCCAACCCGGAAGCUACACGAAAACCCUCUCAUUGGUUAUUGUCGACGGGUUUGCAGUAGAAAUCACCAACGAACAGGUCACAUUUCUAAAUAUUUAUAUACGUAUAUGUUUUAUAUACGUACUUAUGUUUCAUGAAUGUCGAAAUCUUCGCGCGUGUGUGUGCGCUUCUAAUUUUUAUUCAACCUUAAUUUUGCGACGAACCCAUCGGGUUGUAUAAAGAUGCUUUCGCCAAGAUCUUCAUUCAAGAAUGCCAUUUCGACAUCCACUUGCCAUCUCGACAACUCUGUGUGUG
This is a messenger RNA of Olea europaea var. sylvestris, 491 nucleotides long. RefSeq lists its product as uncharacterized. The record is from RefSeq and is a predicted model, not a curated record. Lineage: Eukaryota; Viridiplantae; Streptophyta; Magnoliopsida; Lamiales; Oleaceae. The transcript is spliced from 2 exons. The coding region runs from base 51 to 416 and encodes 121 amino acids.